UUGAAGAAAAAUUUAAUAUUUUACAAAAAUAUUUUGAAACAUGCUAAUCUUUUUAGAAAUACACGAACAACUCGCCGAGAAUUACUGUAUGUACUAAAAAAACCUAAAAAAAUACUUGAACUAAUAAUGCAACAAUGUCGGAAUUUCCAUGAAGUCACAGGAAACGUAAUCGUCCCGAAUAUGGUGAGGGGAAUUGACCACUUGAAAGAUCCUCGGUUGAAUAAGGGUCUCGCGUUCACGUUAGAAGAGCGCCAGGCUUUAGGUCUUCAAGGCUUAUUGGCAACGAAUUUCAAAACCCAAGAACAGCAGAUUGAUAUAGCGAGAAUAUCUGUGGAUAGAUAUAAAAGUGACUUGAAUAAAUAUUUGUAUCUUGUGGAAUUGCAGGAUACAAAUGAAAGGCUAUUCUUUAGUUUACUGGAUCAGAACAUCGAGAAAUAUUUACCUAUUGUAUAUACCCCAACGGUAGGUUUAGCGUGUCAGAGGUUUGGACUUAUCUAUAGAAGAGCAAGAGGUUUAUUUAUCAGUAUUAACGACAAGGGAUAUGUGUAUAAUAUAAUUAGAAAUUGGCCAGAACACGAUGUACGGGCGAUAGUGUUUACAGACGGCGAGCGUAUCUUGGGCCUGGGUGACCUGGGCGCUUACGGUAUGGGCAUACCGGUCGGCAAGCUGUCACUGUACACCGCUCUCGCCGGGAUAAAACCGCAUCAGUGUUUACCGAUUUUGUUAGACGUUGGCACAGACAAUGAGACUCUGUUAGAAGACCCUCUGUACAUUGGUCUACGGCAUAAAAGAGUUCGAGGCGAAAAGUACGACGAGUUUGUAGAUGAAUUUAUGAAAGCAUGUAUCACAAGAUUUGGACCGAAUACGCUUCUACAAUUUGAAGAUUUUGCUCUUCCGAACGCUGGACGAUUUUUAAAGAAAUAUCAAGAAAAAUAUUGUACGUUUAAUGAUGAUAUCCAAGGCACAGCCAGUGUGGUAGUCGCUGGAUUGAUGGCAGCUACAAGAAUUACCAAGAAAAAAUUAUCAGAGAAUAUAUAUUUAUAUCUCGGCGCUGGAUCUGCGGCGAAUGGAAUUGCUAAUUUAACAGUGCUAGCAAUGAUGGACGAAGGGUUAUCAGAGAAAGAUGCUCGAGACCGGAUAUUCAUGUUUGAUGUAGAUGGACUCUUGUCUACGCGUCGUUCUCAAGGUGUUCCGAAGCAUGCCGAGAACUUUGGCAAGGAUAUGGAACCGGAGACGGACUUUGAAAGAUGUGUGGAGAUUGUGAAGCCAACAUGUUUAAUAGGUUGUUCCACAAUAGGUGGCGCUUUCACGCCCUCCAUAUUGAAGUUGAUGGGUAAACACAAUCAAAGACCGAUCAUCUUUGCGCUUUCGAACCCGACGAACAAAGCAGAGUGUACCGCACAAGCUGCUUAUGACAAUACAGAGGGACGCUGUGUUUUUUCAUCCGGAUCUCCAUUUCCACCGGUGUCUUACGACGGAAAGGAGUAUCAUACAGGACAAGGAAAUAACUCUUAUAUCUUUCCUGGAGUAGCGCUUGGAGUUAUUGCAACAUCAGCGCAUCAUAUACCCGAUUAUAUUUUUUUGACGGCUGCAAAGACAUUGGCGGAAUUUGUUCAUGAGAGUGACUUGAAAAUUGGCCGCCUAUAUCCUCCUUUAAAACAAAUAAAGGAAGUGUCGUUAUCUAUAGCUUCAGAAGUUGCUGAAAUGGCCUAUAAAAAAGAUUUAGCGACUGUGUACCCUAAACCAAAAGACAUGCAAUUGUAUUUAAAAUCGCAUCUAUACCAAUUGAAGUAUCCAGAUUAUCUGCCAAAGUUUUACAAAUAUCCAGAUAUGCCUAAUAUAAAAGUAAAAUCAUUCGAUGAAGCCUACAGCGGAAUUAUGUUGGACGAGUACGGACAUACACCGUCCCUUGGGGAAACACAAGUGAUGGAUGACUUUGUAAUAUAAGAUAAAUUAGAAAUAUUGUGACUGGGCAUGGAUAAAAACCGUCACAAACUUGCAUAUAUUAUAACUCCUGUGAUUUUC
Molecule: messenger RNA, 2025 nt
Organism: Galleria mellonella (greater wax moth)
Lineage: Eukaryota; Metazoa; Arthropoda; Insecta; Lepidoptera; Pyralidae
Product: NADP-dependent malic enzyme-like
Exons: 13
Coding region: 127-1947 (606 amino acids)
Biological process (GO): pyruvate metabolic process; malate metabolic process
Cellular component (GO): mitochondrion
Molecular function (GO): malate dehydrogenase (decarboxylating) (NADP+) activity; NAD binding; malate dehydrogenase (decarboxylating) (NAD+) activity
Source: RefSeq, a predicted model, not a curated record